UUAAGUUUUGUUUAGACAAAUCAGAGACUUUGCUCAAUCCCAUUUGGAUUUGUCUGAGGUGCCAGUAGCAAGCACGGUGCUUCUUCCCGUGAUCAACUUCUCUCUGAUCCCUCUGGCACCUGAGUUGAAACCAUUUUCAACAAUAUUUUGGGGUUUUAGAUCUCUUUGAAAAAAGAAAACAAUGGCAUUUACAGGAACUCUGGAUAAAUGCAAGGCUUGUGAUAAGACUGUUUAUGUGGUCGAUAUGUUGUCCCUUGAAGGACUACCUUAUCAUAAAUCCUGCUUCAAAUGCAGCCACUGCAAAGGAUUUCUCUCGAUGAGCACCUAUUCCUCCAUGGAUGGAGUCCUCUACUGCAAACCUCAUUUUGAGCAGCUUUUCAAAGAAUCUGGGAAUUUCAGCAAGAAUUUCCAACCAAAGUCUGCUGAGAAGCAAAAUGAACAACUGAAUAGGGCCCCCAGCAAACUCUCCUCCAUGUUCUCUGGAACCCUAGACAAGUGUGCAACUUGCUCAAAGACAGUCUAUCCACUGGAGAAGGUGACAUUGGAGGGAGAAAGUUACCACAAGUCAUGCUUCAGGUGUGCUCAUGGGGGCUGCCCUCUUACACAUUCAUCCUAUGCUGCUCUGGAUGGAGUUCUUUACUGCAAGCACCAUUUUUCUCAGCUCUUCCUGGAGAAAGGAAAUUAUAGCCAUGUCCUCCAGGCUGCUGCAAACAGGAAAAAUGCACUAGCUACUGAGCCAGCUGCUGCAGAAGGCCCUCCUGAGCCACAACCAGAACCAACAACAGAACCAGAAUCCGAGGACCAGACUGACCAACCACCACCAGAGGAAUCUUAAGAUGCAUUUUGCCACAUCGUCCUUGCCUUUCAGAGCUACUUGAACUUUUUCUUUUUCUUUCUUUCUUUUGGGAGCAAGCUAUCCCAUCUUGUUCAAAUAUAUGUAUAACUUGUUCACAGAUUACUUUGAGACUGUAAGCUGAUUUUUUGGUGGGUUGUGUUUAAACAAAAUCAUCAUGGAUAUUAGUUGUAUCCUCUUUUUUUGUUUCAAUUUUUAUUGAGAAAUUAAUGUGGGAAAUUUAACAUUUGUACCAAUUCAAA
Prunus avium (sweet cherry) is the source of this 1095-nucleotide messenger RNA. It is a transcript of the gene PLIM2B, whose product is annotated as GATA type zinc finger transcription factor family protein. NCBI's taxonomy places the organism in Eukaryota, Viridiplantae, Streptophyta, Magnoliopsida, Rosales, Rosaceae. The record is from RefSeq and is a predicted model, not a curated record.